Alligator sinensis (Chinese alligator) is the source of this 3086-nucleotide messenger RNA. It is a transcript of the gene ITFG1, whose product is annotated as integrin alpha FG-GAP repeat containing 1. Gene Ontology annotation, cellular component: plasma membrane. Bases 21 to 1823 code for a protein of 600 amino acids. The transcript has 18 exons. NCBI's taxonomy places the organism in Eukaryota, Metazoa, Chordata, Crocodylia, Alligatoridae. The record is from RefSeq and is a predicted model, not a curated record.
GGGGGCGGCGGGGCCGCAGGAUGGGGGUUUGUGGUGUGUUGGUGUUGUGUUGUCUGCUCGGUCUGCUGCGGCCCGGCCGCGCCCUGCACAAUGUCACUGCGCAGCUCUUCGGGUCCGAGGCCCGCGGCGUCCUGGCGGCCUUCGGGGACUUCAACUCGGACAAGCAGACGGACCUGUUCGUGCUGCGCGACGGGAAUGAAUUAUUUAUCUUUCUGGCAGACCAAAAAGAACCAUAUUUUAAACCCAAAGUGAAGUUAUCAAUGAAAGGUUAUGAAGUUGUAAUAACAAGUGUGGUUCCUGGAGAUUAUGAUGGCGAUUCACAAAUGGAUGUUCUCCUGACAACUCGGCCCCAAAAUCGUGGCACUGAUGAAUUAUCAGUGUUUAUUUUCUGGGGACAUAAUCAAACACUAGAUCUUAACCAUAAAACUAUAUUAAAUAAAACAUUUCAUGAUGAGCCUCUAAUCAUGGAUUUCAAUGGUGAUUUAGUUCCAGAUGUCUUUGGUGUUACAAAUGAGACGGAUAAGCCACAGAUAUUGAUAGGCAGGAAUUUAUCAUGGCAUACUGCGUUGGAUACUGGGAAUAAAAUGUAUAUACCCCAUUCUCAUGCAUUUAUAGAUUUGAAUAGCGACUUCACUGCAGAUUUAUUCCUUACUACAUUAUCAGACUCCAACAAAAUUCAGUUUGAGAUGUGGCUAAAUAAGGAUGGGAAUUUCUCCGAAGUCACUAAAACAAAGAAAAAACCUGAAGAUAUGAUGAUUAUUGGACAAUCGGUGUUUGCAGAUUUUGAUGGGGAUGGGCAAAGUGAGCUGCUGCUGCCUGCCUGUGCUGAUGAAACUUGUCAGAAAAGUGCCAUCUAUUUAUCUAAACUAGGAUUGGAUCAGUGGAUUCCAGUGUUGCAGAACUUUCAAAAUAAAGACACACUCUGGGGCUUUGUACCUUAUAAAAAUGAUCCAUCUGCAAGUGAACUUUCAGUUCCAAUUACGCUUCACAUUGGAGAUUACAACAUGGAUGGCUACCCAGAUGCUCUUGCCAUAUUAAGAAAUACAUCUGGAAGCAAUCAGCAAGCUUUUUUAUUAGAGAAUGUCCCAUGCGAUAACGCAAGCUGCAAGACUGCACGUCGUAUGUUUAAAAUCUUUUGGGAGCUCUCAGAUCUAAACCAAAUCAAAGAUGCUGUGAUAGCAACUUUCUUUGACAUAUAUGAAGAUGGAAUAUUGGAUAUUAUUGUGUUAAGCAAAGGGCAUUUCGGCAAGGACUUUGCCAUCCACGCAUUAAAGAAUAACUUUGAAGCCGAUGCUUAUUUUGUUAAAGUUAUUGUUCUUAGUGGCCUCUGUUCUAAUGACUGCCCUCGGAAAAUAACACCUUUUGGUGUGAAUCAGCCUGGACCUUACAUCAAGUAUACAACUGUUGAUGCAAAUGGAUAUCUGAAAAAUGGUUCAGCUGGACAACUUAGCCAGUCAGCACAUUUUGCUCUCCAGCUGCCUUACAGUGUGCUUGGUUUGGGACGUAGUGCCAAUUUCCUCGAUCACUUGUAUGUUGGCAUUCCUCGUCCUUUAGGAGAAAAGUCCGCACGGAAACAGGAAUGGACAGCUAUCAUCCCAAACUCCCAACUUAUAGUCAUUCCAUACCCUCACUAUGCUCCUCAAAGCUGGAGUGCCAAGCUGUACCUGACCCCAAGUAACAUUGUGCUGUUAACAGCUAUAGCCCUAAUUGGAGUUUGUGUUUUCAUCUUGGCAAUAAUUGGCAUAUUGCACUGGCAAGAGAAGAAAGCAGAUGACAGAGAGAAACGUCAGGAAGCCCAUCGGUUCCAUUUUGAUGCUAUGUGACAUGCCUCCGUAGCAAUGAAAAAGCUGCUAUUCAUUCGCUUAAUCAAACUACUAAAUUCUGGCUUGUUAAAAGAAGAUGAGGGAUUGAGGGAUUGUGCGCUGGUUGUAAAUGUUGCAUUAUUUGAUAUUUAUUUGGAAAGCAUUAAAAUCAGACUUGAAUGUUUCACAUGGCCCUUUGGUAAACAGUUUGUAUAUAUUAACAGUUGUUCUUUAUUUAACAAAACUGUAAAUUUAUUUUUCUUAGUAAGGGAUCAUAUAGCAUGUAUUCCAGCGUUUACAUACUGCCACUUCUUCCAGUACAACAUUUGAUGGAAAGGGAGUCAUGUGUAAAUAAAUUUUAGUAUCUCAAUGAGCAAAAUUCUUUAGUGCCACUUGAAUUGGUUUUGCCAUUUAUACCUUCCCACAAUGUAAAUUACAUUUCUUUGUAAAUGAAUCUUAAGCAGAUUGUCUGAUGACACGUUCUGCAUUAGUUAUUAUGACUAUAUUCCAGAGGUGUUUGAUCGAAAGUGUUUGGUAUUUUUUCCUUUGUUUUAAUCCUUGUAUGGAACAGUAACAUGAAAAUUCAUAUAUCGGAAGAUUAAAACAACUCUGCAAAGGCAGUCUCACCAAAUAACUAAUUAUUAGGUGUCUGCACUUAACAUGUAUUAAUUCUGUGUAUGAAAAAUUAAGCAAAUUAAAAGUUUAGAUAAAAACGUAUCAUAACCAGGAAUGUGCGUUUUUAAGAGCUACUUCCUAAAAAAGAUCUGAUCAACUUUUUGCCUGGUUAUUUAUACUCAUCAUGGGACUGUAUUUAAAUUUAAUUAUGAAAACGAGUAACCAACAAAACCAUGAGUGGAGUUUGGUUUCUUUCUGGAGGGGAGAGUGGGGGUGAAAGGAAAACUUUUUGUAAAAACUGAGAUCAAAUCCUAUAUCUUGCCCGUUUUCAUACGAAAGACUAUUCAUAAUUAAGGGAUGAAGUACCUUGUGAUUCAUAUUAUGUAAAUGACUUACAAAGUCGCCUUAUUUCACUGUCCCCAAAUUCCUUAAGAUUAUGAUGAUUAUGUCUCCAGAGAAGCUCAAUUUUGUAUUUAAAAUGUUGAUAAUCUUUCACCUAAUCACCCACAAUAUUACAGCAAUUGUAAUACACACAUUCUCUGAAAAGAAUCAUGCUUUUCUUUUAUAUAUUACAGUUGUUCCUUUAUUUUAAGAAUGAUUUGCACUUACAUGACUUAUUGUGUAUUUAAAAAUGUUAAUGUGCAUUCCAAAUAAAUGUUAUUUAUUAAA